Messenger RNA from Marchantia polymorpha subsp. ruderalis, 928 nucleotides. The record is from the annotation of a GenBank genome assembly. NCBI's taxonomy places the organism in Eukaryota, Viridiplantae, Streptophyta, Marchantiopsida, Marchantiales, Marchantiaceae.
GGGUGGGGAGAGUUGUUGGAGUCACACCAACACGAGAGAGCAAUCCGAAGAGUUCGAGGCCCUCUCUCUUCCCUACAGCGGGAGGAGGAAAGAGAGAUGGACUUGAGGAUUGCUGGCUAAGCCAUGCAAUGCCGACGGCGUGAGCCGCUGUGUUGUGGAUCAUCGCUGCCACCUUUUUCAGAGCAACACUCUCUCGACCCUCAUGAUAAUUGAUGAUGGUAAUGAUGACGUUGCUCCAGGUUGACAAGCCCCCAGCCAGACGAAGGGAAGGGAAGGGAAGGGAAGAGCUGAGCACAUCAGAUCGUCAAACAGUUCACUUUCCUCCACUUUCUCCGGAGGCGGAGGAAGUCUUCGGUUUAAAUAAUGGCCGUAUCACCUGAGGGCAACAUGAACUCACGGAAAGCUUUGGAGGGCUACAUCUACACCUCUGUUUGUCCCCAUGAAUAUGACAGUCUUGCGAAGAUCCAGAUGAGGUAGCAUGGUGCAAUGAAGCACCAUAAUUUAUACGGUGAUAGGAAGGCCCCCAAUUGGGAUCAGCUGUAUUCAAGGCAGAUAUCCACCUUAGGAGAAAGGUCAUAUAUGUGGAUAGUGGAUGAGUUGGCCAGGCCGACGAGUUAUACAUCAUUGCCUUUUAUGAAUUGGAGAUGAGGUGGUCCCAGGUCCUGGAAUCCAGGUCCCGUGUUGGGUUUUGCAACAAGGGAACGAAGCACAGCUCAUCCAUUACUGGGAAAAAAGUCUUCAGAUCCAGAUAAGAGUUUCGGAUCGAGGUAGGAUGAAAUGAUAUACGUAUGCCAUCCGUGGUACACGUGGUAGAUAAGAAUUAUAUAGUAACUGUAGAAUGUAGAUAGUUCAAGUCGUUGUCUUUGCAUACGUUGCUCAGCAUAGCAGUCACCAUCCACGUGAUGGAUGAGGAGUUGAGGUGAAGUGC